Molecule: messenger RNA, 804 nt
Organism: Dovyalis caffra
Lineage: Eukaryota; Viridiplantae; Streptophyta; Magnoliopsida; Malpighiales; Salicaceae
Source: the annotation of a GenBank genome assembly
AUGGCAAAACCAUCGGAUGAGAAACGUCUUACCAUUCCAUGGAUAUCACUUACAGAUGAUCCCCUUGCCUUUAAUUUCCUACUUAGAUGGACUACCUUCCGUCACCAUGUAGAGGUGUUCGUCCAUGAUCUGAAUGUACGUUUGCUCGUAGCCUUUCCAGGUAAUGUUCUGCCGGGAAAAAAAAUCCUUUAUAGUGCGCUUUUCAUUCCUUACGGUCAAAAGCCUCUUCAGCCUCCUCUAGUUGGCUCCAUGGAUCCUCGAAAUUUUGUUCCACCACCACCAAUGCCUGUUCAAUUCCGACCAGUUGUUCCAGUGCAGCCACAACAAUUCCUUCCUGUGAGUUCUCCACGCUUUCAGCCUAUUGGACGAGGUGUCACUGUGAUGAAUGCGGGAUUGCCUCCUCAAACCCCACAACCUCAAUUUCCUCAUUCAAUGCGGCAGUUACCAGCUAGACCUAACCAGCCAAACCAUGGUCCACCACCACCACAGGCAAUGCCAUUGCCAAAUGCUCAGCCAAACAGGCAUGUCAUGUCUGGAUCUCCACUGCCUCCACCUAAUAUUCAAACUCCAAACAACUACAUGCCUGGUUUAGGCGGCCCAGGAGUGCCUCUGUCUUCAUCGUAUACUUUUGCACCGUCUUCAUCUGGUCAACCACCUGUAACCUUUAACACUGUAACUCAAUAUCAGCCUAUGCCUCAAAUGCAUGCACUGGCUAUUCCCACUGGAGGACAGCCUGCAUUAUCAUCCAUGAACCAGAACACUGCACCUGUUAUGCCCAUACAGCACAAUGGCGAACAGUCUUAA